CUCUUUUGAAUAAAGUCCAUCUUGAGCUUGAAAAACUCUGAAUGCUGCUAUCCAGGCCAAGGUCAAAGCAGGGAAUGAGUUCAAAGCAAAGACUAAUGAAUGUAAUGAAAGAGAUAUGAUGUGUCAAGAACUUUACCUACAAUCCAUGUUUCGCAGGCACGAAACCAGAGAAAUCAGAGCUAAGGACGAGAAACUCGGGAGUGAAUCAAAGGAAAUGAAGGACGAGCUUACACAGCUCAAGACUGAGACCAAGAACCUUAAGGAAGAAAAUACUAAGCUCAACGAGAACAUUGAAGAAGCCUUUGCAGUUAUUAAGAAACUUGAUGAAGCCAGAUAUACCCUCAACAGACCUAUAGGACCCAAUGGAGUCCUUAAUGAGAGGAAGAGGCAGAAAUUCCUUAAACAAAAAGAUGAAGAAGAUGUCAAUGCAGGCCGAGCCUCUGGAGUUGGGGCAGCAAGCAGAAAUAUGCUAGGUUCCAACAAUGAGUACUUCUAUAAUGAUAAAAAUAACAACGAUGCUGAAGGAAAUAAUGAUGAUGACUUUUCGUAUUGUGCUCCUAAAGGAGGCGCAUAUGAUCAGCCAGUAGCAGGAGGUGAAUACCAGUCCUAUAUCGGCAACACCCAAGCAAUCGAUCCUAAUACGUUUGGAAAGGGAAACCAAAUAGGAGUUAGAGGAAGAUAG
Moneuplotes crassus is the source of this 682-nucleotide messenger RNA. The record is from the annotation of a GenBank genome assembly. Lineage: Eukaryota; Ciliophora; Spirotrichea; Euplotida; Euplotidae.